Molecule: messenger RNA, 643 nt
Organism: Juglans microcarpa x Juglans regia
Lineage: Eukaryota; Viridiplantae; Streptophyta; Magnoliopsida; Fagales; Juglandaceae
Product: glucosamine 6-phosphate N-acetyltransferase-like
Exons: 2
Coding region: 167-640 (157 amino acids)
Biological process (GO): UDP-N-acetylglucosamine biosynthetic process
Cellular component (GO): Golgi apparatus; endoplasmic reticulum-Golgi intermediate compartment; endoplasmic reticulum
Molecular function (GO): glucosamine 6-phosphate N-acetyltransferase activity; monosaccharide binding
Source: RefSeq, a predicted model, not a curated record
AACUGCUUGUCGUUCCAGGUGCUGUCUUGGUUAGUCUCCCAGGACCUCUCGGCAUUUUAUCGAGCGCUUGGCCUUCCUCAACAUAUAAGCCCCUAUUCCGUGACUCCGUCCGGUAGCUGAGACAAAAGACUGUAACAGAACAGAAGCGAAAGCGAAAAAAAAAGAGAUGCAGGGCAGUCACUCGUCCAGCGGAGAGCAGAAGUUUGAAGUACGAAGACUAGAGAUCUCAGACAAAAGCAAGGGUUUCGUAGAGCUACUGCGGCAACUAACAGUUUGUGACUCCAUAUCUGACAAGGAUUUCGAGAAUCGAUUUCGUGAGAUCAGCUCCCUUGGUGAUGACCACGUUAUUUGUGUCGUAGAAGAUGAAUCUUCUGGGAAGAUCAUUGCAACUGGGAGCGUGUUCAUCGAAAAAAAGUUUCUGAGAAAUUGUGGGAAAGUUGGGCACAUCGAAGAUGUUGUGGUUGACUCCAAUGCUCGGGGGAUGCAAUUAGGCAAGAAAGUAAUUGGGUUCCUCGCGGAUCAUGCUUGCUCGAUAGGGUGCUAUAAGGUGAUUCUCGACUGUAGUUUGGAGAACAGGGCAUUUUACGAGAAAUGUGGUUUCAAGCAGAAAGAAAUCCAGAUGGUCAAGUAUUUUGUGUGAUCA